AUGCUUUACCACUCGCUCCGAGUUGGCAUUGCUCGUCUUGCACUCGCCGACACAACACUUUCGGCCACACGUCGAAUAUUGUGUUCAACCUCAGCUCGAGCUCCGACUGACGACAGCAAGCAGCAAACGCUCGAUCGUUACACACGGCAAUCUGACAGUCCACUUACCGAUCAGAAGAAAGCAUUUCUACAGCACAACAUUCGGAAAAUGAGAGAUACACAAUAG
Molecule: messenger RNA, 225 nt
Organism: Strongylus vulgaris
Lineage: Eukaryota; Metazoa; Nematoda; Chromadorea; Rhabditida; Strongylidae
Source: the annotation of a GenBank genome assembly